AUGGAUCACAAACCAGAACCAUUCGACAUGGGCACAUGGAAGACUGAAGAGCCAGUUAAAGAUAUAGAGUGGAAAAGUAUUGGCAGAUCAAGUGAGCAAAGCGGCGAAGAAGUUGUGAAGAAAAGAUUGCCUAGAAAGAUUAGACAAAUUCCAGAUUCUUAUUUUCUCCCCAGAAGAUCUCUGCCAUCGGCGGUUGCAUUCUAUGGUGCAUGGAUUGUUGCUGGAGUUGGUGCUGGGAUGUUGGCAGAAAUCUGGAUAAACAAGAAAAUCAAAGUUGAUGUGAAUGGAUUGCGCAGCGAUUGUUAUUUGGAAUUGUCAAUUGUCAAAGCCCGGAGGAUGGAGGUGUUGUUUGGGAAUUUGACAAAUGAAAAGGACGGCCUUGGAGGAAUUGCGUUGCAGUUUAUAAUUUUAUAA
Messenger RNA from Oldenlandia corymbosa var. corymbosa, 414 nucleotides. The record is from the annotation of a GenBank genome assembly. Lineage: Eukaryota; Viridiplantae; Streptophyta; Magnoliopsida; Gentianales; Rubiaceae.